Trichoderma virens Gv29-8 is the source of this 1443-nucleotide messenger RNA. RefSeq lists its product as uncharacterized. The record is from RefSeq and is a predicted model, not a curated record. The coding region runs from base 1 to 1443 and encodes 480 amino acids. NCBI's taxonomy places the organism in Eukaryota, Fungi, Ascomycota, Sordariomycetes, Hypocreales, Hypocreaceae. The transcript has 6 exons.
AUGUCCGGAUUAGAGGUUUUAGGGGCCAUCACAGGGGUGUUAGGCAUUCUGCCCGUAGCUGUGGACGCACUUAAAACUUACAAAAGCAUUAUCUCGUCGAUUCGAAAUGCUGCGCGCGAUCUGGCAAGCCUGAUUCGAGAUCUUGAGACGGAGAGAAUCCGCCUACAAACUACCUGCGAAGUGCUCCUGGAAGGAGUUGCACCCUUCCAUAUGGUAGAUUGCAUGGCUAAAGAUCCUUUUGGUGCGGCGUGGGAGCAGUACAGUCCCUUAUUGCGCCUGCGGCUCUGGGAAUCGGAGAGUUCAUUCAAAAAUCAUACUUUAGACAUGAAUAUUGCCGCCACGGAGCUGAAGAGAAAGCUAUGUAUUUAUGGUGACAGUAGCCCAAAACUUGCAGAUAAAGUCUCCAUCAUCAGAGAGCUUAAGAAGGGGGUAUCAUUCACGCUCAAUAAGAAGGACUAUAUCGGCAUUGUGUCAAGAAUUAAGCUUGGGAACCUGGCGCUUUCCGAACUUGCUAGGAACAAUCGAGGGCUCGAGGCAGCCAGGCGACAGCGGUCACAAGCUCGACUAAUCAAGCUCGUUCGAGGACUUUCCGAUGGGAUUUUUCAGGCCAUUCAAAACUCAACAACUUGUGAAUGCGUUACUUCGCAUCGAGUGUGUCUUGAACUUGUGACAAGGGAUGCAGUUCUGACUCCUAACGACCUGGAUGACGAUGUCGCACGAAGCUUCAAGUUCCACGUUGCUUUUACCUCUGAUAACAAUAUGGAGAAUCUAGGCUGCUCUGUGGUAUUAACUCUUCGAGAAGUAUUGGAUGGAGAAUGGUUGAAAGUUGCUCGGUUCGGUUAUUGGGAGAAACUGCAGAUAGCACUCGCAAUCGCUGUCAAUACUCUUCAUCUUUACAACACUCCGUGGGUUGACGAAAAUUUGACUCUCGAUAGCGUCAUUUUCUUCUUGCCCAGCAGCGGUGAAGAUCUCGAUACCAAAUUCUUAGCUCGGCCAUUUGUGGUCAAGAACGUUUUGACUCCACAUAGAAAGCAAGACACGCUUCUAAGAGCACCGAGACCAAUCAAUUGGGCAGCUUUCUGGGUUGGUGCGCUGCUCGUCCAGGUAUUGAUUGGGAAGAUAGAAAGCGCCUUGGAUGUGGUGGGACCAAUGGAUGUUCCCACGAUUAUCUCAAAGCGAAACGCUGGGAAACAACUGCUCGAUGAAGUUUUGUGGAACAGCAGCUUCAACUGUAGAGCGGCUAUAGAAUGGUGCUUUGAACACGUGCUUGAUGUGGCCGGCUUGGGGAAUGAAAAGUGCUGUCAAGAGUUUUUCCAGGAGCAAUACACAGUGCCAACAGUGCUGUCAAAUCCGGGCUGUGGUAGUCAAAUUCUGAUAGCGACAAGUGUUGAUUUACUUGCCUCGGAGACUUUAUAUACUAUGACUCUCACGUCUUCCCAUUAA